Messenger RNA from Haemonchus placei, 981 nucleotides. The record is from the annotation of a GenBank genome assembly. Lineage: Eukaryota; Metazoa; Nematoda; Chromadorea; Rhabditida; Trichostrongylidae.
AUGGCGCUGCUACAACCAACUCACUGUGAACUGAUCUUCGUACUUGCUCUUUGGACGACUGGUGAAAGAGGGCUGAACGAAGCACCGUAUCCAAACGAUUUGAACGAUCCAGACGAUUGGUCAAGAGGCGAGAAACUUCUCACUGAGAUUGGCUUGAAAAGGAUGUUUGAACUUGGAAAAUGGCUGAGACAACGUUACAUGAUCGAUAUGCCAUUGUUAUCGAAGACCUACAGUAUUCAUGAGCUUAUUGUGCAGAGCGCUGGUGCUCCCCAUACAAUCGAAAGUGCGCAGGCUGUUGUAGCAGGACUUUACCCAGAUGAAGUCCGGAAUAUGGGAGCAUUUAAUAUUUCUCUAGGGAACGGUGGAUGGUCAAACUAUUCAUUAGGAUCUUGGCAACCGACGCCAGUUUUCACCGUUUCACCGUGGACACCUGAUCCGCACCUUCUGCAACCCAGCUAUCCAUGCCCAGCUUAUCGUCAGUUGAUUGACGAGGAGAACAAGAACUACUACGAACGAUUCGAUGAAGAAAGCAAGGGGUGGUACAAAGUGCUAGAGGGCCACACCGGUAUCAUCCCAGUCAAUCGCGACGCCAUUUUUAAGCUUCAUGGAAUUCAUCACGAGAUCGCCCAUGGACAGCCACAACCCGAUUGGAUAAAUGAGGUCCACAACGGGACUACAGCGGUCGAAUGGUUAAGGGAUGCCCACGAAAAACUGGUGCAUGCUUUGUUCAACUCGAAAUCCAAAGCCCGAUUAACCGCUGGAGUUUUGUUGAAUGAUUGGAUUGAGGCGCUCAUUGGGAUCUCGUAUCAUACGCUAGAAGCCAAAAGAGCAAUCUUUUCAUCAUCGGGUAUACCUUCCUUGCUGGCGAUGAGAUAUGCCAUGGGCAUUGCCGAUCAGGAAGUACCAGGGUAUGGAUCAUUGUUACUUUUAGAACUACAUAGGCCGAACGGAUGGAACCUGUUUGUGAAGGUAGGCGAAUAA